AAACUAGAAGUAGGCUAGAUAGAUACUCCGACAUUUCGGAGAAGAGGAUCAGGCUUGGAAAGUAGCUAGUGUUCCAGCCUUGACCCUUUCUUUUAUAGCUCAAUGACAAUGGUCUAGCUAGAAGACAGUGGUCAGCUGAGCACAUUUUACUUAUAAAUGGUCAAUGUACAAAAAAGGCCAUUCUUACUAAGUUAGCUAAUUUUGCUAGUGAAAUGUACAAUCACCUUAAUAAGAAAAUCAAGAAAUAGGGCUGUUUUCAAACGGUUACUGUGUGUGACCAAGAACACAUUUGCAAGUAGGUUUUUUAGAUGUUCGUGAACGCAGCCAAAGCACACGGAAGUGAAAUGACAUUCCGUGGAGUGACGUCAGAAGGGCAUCGGCAGUCGGCAGAAUUGACCCUAGUUACAAAUGCCCUUUUCAUCCCUGAUUACAAGGAAUUAGCUAUAUUCUCAUGGAUUGAAUGUCGGGAAUAAUUGUCACUGACAAAGACAAUACUCGCUGAUCAUUACUGCCACACUGAGAUGUCGGGAGAGACGAGUUCACAGACACAGCAGGCUUUCACAGCUCUACAGACGACACAAAGUGCUGCUCUGCGUGUAGAAGCUAAGGUUUACUGAGAACGAUGGAGGGACCUUAUAAGUACAUCAGGGAUGGGAAUGGGAAAGUUAGCCGGGUCAUAAGGAUUGGAACCAGAAAGAGCCAGCUGGCUCGUAUUCAGACGGACAGCGUUGCAGAAAAGCUGAAGGGACUGUACCCCGAUGUCCACUUAGAAAUAGUUGGCAUGACAACUACAGGGGACAAAAUCCUUGACACAGCGUUAUCAAAGAUUGGAGAGAAGAGCCUUUUCACCAAGGAGCUGGAGACCGCUCUGGAGAGGAACGAGGUAGAUUUGGUGGUCCACUCUUUGAAAGACUUGCCCACGACUCUACCUCCUGGCUUUACCAUAGGAGCUGUGCUAAAGCGGGAGAAUCCCCAUGACGCAGUGGUCUUGCAUCCCAAAAACAAGGGAAAAUCCCUUGACACCCUGCCCGACAAGAGUGUGAUAGGCACAAGUUCCCUGCGACGGGCUGCUCAGCUAAAGAAACGAUUCCCUCACCUGGAGUUUAAAGAUAUUCGAGGAAACCUCAACACAAGGUUGAAGAAGCUGGAUGAAAAGGACGACUUCUCUGCCAUUAUUCUGGCUGCAGCUGGACUCCGUCGCAUGGGCUGGGAUAGCCGAGUCAGCCAGAUCCUGGGCCCUGAGGACUGUAUGUACGCUGUUGGACAGGGGGCUCUUGCCAUCGAGGUGCGGGCCAGAGACGAGGACAUCCUGGAGAUGGUGUCUGUUCUGCACGACCCCAACACGGUCCUGCGCUGUAUUGCAGAGCGAGCCUUCCUCAGACGACUGGAGGGGGGUUGCAGUGUACCAGUUGCUGUCCACACUGAAGUCAAGGACUCUCAGCUCUACCUGACGGGUGCAGUGUACAGCCUGGAUGGUUCAGACAGUCUCAAGGAGACCAUGCAGACCAGCAUUGCUUCAGACAAUAAGGUGGAAGAGCAAGUUGAUGAGCGGGUCCAGCGUGUUGGCAUCACAGCGAACAACAUGCCAGGCCCGGCCCAGGAUGCUUCUGAGAAGCUAGGUCUAGACCUGGCCAAUCUACUGCUGAGUAAAGGGGCUAAGGCGAUCCUUACCGUGGCCAGGCAGCUCAACGAUGCGCGAUAAACUCACUCUGUGCCCCCAGCUGGGUCUGGAGGUGUAACCUGCACUCACCGGUAGUCCACACUGAUAUUAAAGCUCUAACAUGACUGACUGACGAUUCAUGAUAUAGAAUAGCACUGUCAGCACCACCAGACGUGGGUUCGAAUAGUAUUCGUUUUCGUUCAAAGUUUGAUUGAGCCUGCUUGGAGUGCCAGAACAUUAACGUACAGGGAACUGCCAAAAUAAUGGAAACACUUGAGUACAUGAGGAAUACAAAGUAUAUUAAGAUGGGUGCUUCCACAGAGGUUUGGUUCCUGAGUUAAAUAAGCAAUUAGGAUCCCAUCAUGCUUAGGUUCAUGUAUAAAAAUGCUGGGCAGGCCAUAGGAUCACAAUUCCCUCAUCCACAGGGCACACAUUUUCACUGAAUGGUUUGAUGAGCCUGAAAACAAUGUAAGCCAUAUGCCAUGACUAUCUCAGUCACCAGAUCUCAAUCCAAUUGAACACUUCUGGGAGAUUCUGAAGCGAUGCCUGAGACAGUGUUUUCCACCACCAUCAACAAAAUACAAAAUUAUGGAAUUUCUCGUGGAAGAAUGGUGUCGCAUCCUGCUAAUAGAGGUGCAUUGAAGCUGUUCUGGCUCAUGGUGGCCCAAUGCUGUAUUGAGACACUAUGUUUUGUGUUUCCUUCAUUUUGACAGUUACCAGUUACACAUAUUGAGGGACUCCAUUUCUCAGUGAAUGGGAGUUUAACUCUUGUUGGGAUCAUGCUACCUCUUUCAUCAACAGAGCUCUGAUAAUCUUGUUUGAUGAAUGACGUGUGUGACAUAUUAGUGAUGUCUGUUAAACAGAUCCAGAACAUGCAAGCUACAGUGACAAACUCUAGCUUAUGAGUACUACCAAGCCCAAGCCCACCUGUCUAUAACACCAGAGCGUGUAUAUAUUUUUUCUAUUUCCCAUGAUCAAUGGAAUACUUUAAGACAAUAAGGAAAGCACUGCAUAUACACUGCAGGUGAUAAACGGACGAUAAACACUGGAUGCAGUACAAAAACUAAGCUCAAUAUUGGAUACCUGUGGCAUUUUCCUUUCAAUGUGUUCACAUAAGUUUCAUGUGUUUUGAUCCUGAGAGGAUUUUUAUUGCUUGCUUGUUUUGCUAUACCAAUUUUAAGAAUAUAAAGCAGGGUGAAAUAACACCGAACAAAUGUCAUGUGCAUACUUCAAAACAGGGCCUGUAUUCAUAAAGCGUCUUGAGUAGGAGAGCUGAUCAGGUACCCCCGGCCAUGUAAUCUGAUUCAUUAUGGCAAAACUCAUCCUAGAUCAGCACUCUUAUUCUGAGACGCUUUAUGAAUACAGGCACAGGUUUGGUAUGUUCACUGUGUGUACUUGAUCCAGCCUACUACUCAAUGACUUCAGAAUUGAACAAGUAUUCCAUAACCAUCCCAGUAGAUAUGGCUCCUAUGGUAACGAUAUGUGUGUAUUAUGAAGCAAAUGGAGAAAUUAAUUGAAUGUAAUGUCAUUGUAAGCUACCUUUUUAGAUAUUUUGUGGCAUUUGUUAACAAACCUUAUGCUGUCAGAUACCAUAGUUUUGUGCCUUACUUGAGUUGUUUUGUCUAUGUGGCUGCUGUGUGUACAGCUUUGCUUACAACCUAAUGCAACCUUAUUACCUUGACCUACAAAUAUGCCUUUUCCCUUGUACCCGUGGAGCCUGCACAGGUUUUCCUGAGUGUCAACCCAUUGUGACCCCUCUAACUUAUAUUUAGCAGAAUGCAUUAUGUAACAUAUGUUGCAUUAUGUUAUAUUACGUGGCGUUAUGUUGUUUGACUAUCGAUACUUGAAAGGUAGAGGGUGGUUGUGCCAUAUUUCUGUUUUGCAGCUUUCUGCUUUCCACUGUAGUGCUCAGACAUUUUAAGAAGAUGCUGGUCAAAAGAUACUUGCUAUACCAUCAAUUCAUUCAUUAUUGCAGCAAUCAUCAUGAUAUGACAGAAUGUGGAAAUGUAAUGCAAUCUGAAAGCGUCAUGCUUUGCUUUGUCACGUUCAUUAAUUCUGUGUCAUAAAAAGGAGCCAGCCUCAAAUAAAGCCACUUGUUACUUUUUA
This is a messenger RNA of Coregonus clupeaformis (lake whitefish), 3766 nucleotides long. RefSeq names its product porphobilinogen deaminase. The transcript has 15 exons. Gene Ontology annotation, cellular component: cytoplasm. The record is from RefSeq and is a predicted model, not a curated record. Lineage: Eukaryota; Metazoa; Chordata; Actinopteri; Salmoniformes; Salmonidae. Gene Ontology annotation, biological process: heme biosynthetic process. Gene Ontology annotation, molecular function: hydroxymethylbilane synthase activity. Bases 623 to 1702 code for a protein of 359 amino acids.